GUCGAACAUUCCCAACAGCAGCACCUUGUUCCUACCCUCGCUGUGCGCACUUCCCUGUUCGACUCUACGCGCCUCCCUCGACACCUGAUUUCAGUUACGACACCGUUACUUCCAUUCUUAUUCGACUAUUCUUACCUCCAACGCGAUCGCGCCGCGCCUAGGGAAGGUUCAUUGCUCUACUCGAGAUUGCAUAGAAGGAACGAGGUAGAGACACCAUGAACGCACCUGACAGAUUCGAGCUCUUCCUGCUAGACGAUGGCCAGCAGAAAGUAGAGUACAAGGAAGAAACCCGCGUCCCCAACACCGGCAUCUUCACCUUCAACAAGGAGGAUCACACGCUCGGCAACCUCAUCUCCCAGCGCCUCCUCAAAUACGAUUACAUCGUCUUCGCCGCUUACAAAGUCCCGCACCCGCUCUUCGCGACCUUCGAGCUGCGCGUCCAAACCGAUGGAACUUGCACGCCCAAGGAGGCCAUCAUCAAGUGCUGCCACGAUGUCGUCAAGGAUCUCGAGGUCCUGAAGGGCAGCUUCACGACCGAGUGGCUGGGCAAGAAGAUUGUCAGCGAGGGCGAGGCUGAGAGGAACGCGCGCGAGCAGAAUCAGUUCUAGAAGACCGUCAUGUGAUGCGCGUGUUUCUGUAGGUGUGUGGAGUGAAAAUUGGGCGAGAGUGGAUUGAUUGUGUUAUGCGCGGAGAUGAAGAUGGAAAUGCAUACCUUGGCGUUUUUGAAGAGGGGUGACCUCUGCACGGUCUGGCGUUAUGGUCUGGCAUGAUAUCACGGCAUUGUUCACAUUGUCUGGCUUAGGUUCAGAAGUCCGUAUGAAUAGGUAGUUAAGUUUGUGGGUCGGACAUGUUCAACUAGAUGCCGCUCAAUGCAGUGGACAAAUUCAAAGCGUGUU
Messenger RNA from Dothidotthia symphoricarpi CBS 119687, 896 nucleotides. RefSeq names its product RBP11-like subunits of RNA polymerase. Gene Ontology annotation, biological process: transcription by RNA polymerase II. Gene Ontology annotation, cellular component: RNA polymerase II, core complex. The coding region runs from base 216 to 608 and encodes 130 amino acids. The record is from RefSeq and is a predicted model, not a curated record. The transcript has 3 exons. Gene Ontology annotation, molecular function: protein dimerization activity. NCBI's taxonomy places the organism in Eukaryota, Fungi, Ascomycota, Dothideomycetes, Pleosporales, Dothidotthiaceae.